AUGUGUGGUGAAAAGAAGAGUCCCCGCUUCUCUUUUGAGCAAUACCUUCCUUCCUUCAGUCAGGACCAGGAACUGGAUGAUAGAGUGUUCCUCAAGAUUGUGGACAAUUUCUGUUCCUCCCCCUCUUCUCUGAUCCCCAGCUAUGAGGAGGAGGAUGCUCCUGUAAAAACAGCCAGUACUAUUCAGGUUCUUCACAAAUAUGAAGACCAUUUCCCAGAGAUCCUCCUGAGAGCGUCUAAAGUCAUAGAGUUGAUAUUUGGCCUUGAAGUGAAGGAAGUUGACCCCAUAGGCCAUGGCUAUACCCUGCACAUUGAACUGGGGCUCACUUAUUAUGGGGUUCUGAGUGAAACAAAGGGUGUGCCCAAGACUGGCCUCCUGAUUGUUAUGUUAGGUGUGAUCUUCCUGAAUGACAACCGUGCCACUGAGGAGGAAAUCUGGCAUGUUCUGAAUGCAUUGGAAAUACAUCCUGGGGAGCUGCACCCAUUCUUUGGAGAUCCCAGGAAGCUCAUCACCCAAGAGUUUGUGCAGGAAAGGUACCUGGGGUACCGCCUGUGGCCUAACAGCAAUCCUGCAUGUUAUGAAUUUGUGUGGGGUACAAGUGCCCAUGCUGAAAUCACCAAGAUGAAGGUCCUGGAGUUUUUGUCCAGAGUCCAUGGGUUGAGCGGCAUUUUUUCCCAUCUCCAUAUGAGGAAGCCUUCAAAGAUGAAGGAGAAAAAGCCCAAGCCAGAGCUGCAGCCAGUCCUGCCACUACCUACAUGA
Orycteropus afer afer is the source of this 759-nucleotide messenger RNA. Lineage: Eukaryota; Metazoa; Chordata; Mammalia; Tubulidentata; Orycteropodidae. The record is from RefSeq and is a predicted model, not a curated record.